This is a messenger RNA of Aphanomyces astaci, 2899 nucleotides long. RefSeq lists its product as hypothetical. The record is from RefSeq and is a predicted model, not a curated record. The transcript is spliced from 2 exons. The coding region runs from base 1 to 2673 and encodes 890 amino acids. Lineage: Eukaryota; Oomycota; Saprolegniomycetes; Saprolegniales; Verrucalvaceae. Gene Ontology annotation, molecular function: protein binding; RNA binding.
AUGAUCGUGGAGGCGGUGGAGGCGGUUAUGGCGAUCGUGGCGGUGGCGGCGGAUACGGAGACCGCGGCGGUGGAUACGGUGGUGGUGGAGGUGGCGGCUAUGGUGGUCGGGGCGGCGGCCGCGACGGAGGACGCGGUGGCAGUGGUGGUCGUGGAGGUGGUCGCGGGCAGCAGAACGUCUCUAUUUCCCUGUCGCCCGUCGUAUGGCAAUGCUGGGCGCGCCAUUGUUGUGUGGGCCAACCACUUUCAAGUCGACUUGAAUGUGAACCGAGGAGACAUCUUUCAUUACGACGUCGUCUUUUGCAAGAAGGGCGACACUCCUUUGCAAGCGGUGCCGAAGAAGGAACUGUGCGUCCGCGUGCUCAAGGCGCUCAUCAAAGAGCUAAAAUCGGAGCUUCCAGCCAUCACGGUGGUGUCUGAUGCCCGCCGGAACAUCUACGCGUCCGCGGCGCUGCCCUUCAACAAUCGGAUGAUUGUUGUCAAGGAAGUGUUUGACUCGGGAAAGUCCAAGGAGUGGGAUGUGUACGUCAAAGCCGCCGACCCGGUGGCCAUUCCCAUGCACCAAGUGGAAGAGUUCUUCGCCGGGCGUCUCAACUUCACCCCGUACGACGCCAUAAUGGCGCUCGACAUUGCGUUGCGCGCGACCGCCAACAACAAGUUUGUGUCUGCGGGGCGCAAUUUUUAUACCCCUUCGAACAAGGUUGCUCUUGGCGAAGGAGCAGACCUUUGGUUUGGGUAUCACCAGUCGCUGCGUCCGACGCAAACGCGGCUCACAUUGAACAUCGACAUCGCCGCCGCGACCUUCAUCAAAAAGAUGGACUUGAUCGAGUACGUUACGACCACGGCGUUUGGCGGGCGACAGGCUAGAUUUGACGAUCCGCAGGCGAUGCGGGCGGCAUCUCGCGCAGUCAAGGGCGUGCUCGUUCGUGUGACGCAUCGAGGCAACUUGAAUCAGGAAUUUAAGAUCAAUGGCCUUACAACGACCCCAGCGAACGCCACGUUUUUCACGACCACGGAUGGCACCCAGCAUUCCGUGGCUGCGUACUUUGAGGCGACAUACUACAAACUGAAGCACCCCGAGUGGCCGUGCGCCCAGACAGGGUCCAAGUCGAGCCCGCAGUUUUUGCCCAUGGAGGUGUGCUUCACGCCGGGGACGCAGAAGUCGAUCCGCAAGGAGACGCCCAUGCAGGUGGCGACCAUCAUCAAGCAGACGUGCACGCCGCCCUACGACCGUCGCCAGAAGAUUGAAGCGCAGGUGGCGGAAGCACAUUUCGAAAACGACGGCAUCCUGGCCGCGUUUGGAUUGAACGUGACCCAGAAAAUGAUGGCGGUGGAGGCGCGCCAGCUGCCAGAUCCGGAGCUCGAGUACCUGAAUCAAGCCAUUGAACGGCCGCGGGACGGCUCAUGGAACAUGCGCGGCAAGGGCUUUUACGAGGGGAUGGACCUGGACAGCUUUGCGAUCCUCAAUCUCGGCAACCCGAACGACGACCGAGGCAUUGUAAACUUCUUCAACAAACUCGUGGAUCAGCUGGGAGAGCUCAAGAUGCGCGGGCCGCGCGGCGCGGCGCCACCGCUGCUCACGCGGACCCGCAACCAGUCGGUCGAGGACUUGUUUGGCGAGGCCGUGCGCGCGGCGGAAAAGGUGUACGGCAAGCCCCCUCGCGUGGUGUUUUGCGUCAACGGCGGAGGGGACUCUGCCAACUACGCCGACCUCAAGCGCGCCAGCGACGUCAACUUUGGGAUUCCAUCGCAGUGCAUGCUAGCCAAGCACGUUGGGAAGGCGAGUCCCCAGUACAUUGCCAACCUCAUGCUCAAAGUCAAUAUGAAACUCGGCGGGCGCAACGUCGUGUGCCGUGGCGCCUUGCCCAAGAUAUCCGAGUGCCCGACCAUCAUCUUUGGCGCCGACGUGACGCACCCCGUGUCGAUCGACAAGUCGAAGCCAUCGAUUUCGUCGGUGGUGGCGACGAUGGACCGGUUUGCAUCGCAUCAUGCCGCGUGCGUGCGCAAGCAAGGCCACCGCGUGGAACACAUUGAAGACAUGGAGGGCAUCACGAACGAACUGCUCCGCAGCUUUUACCAGGCAACGCAUGUCAAACCUGAGCGUAUUUUGAUCUACCGAGACGGCAUUUCCGAAGGCCAGUUCCAGAACAUUUUGAGCAAAGAAGUGCAGGCGAUUCGGCAAGCGUGCGAGUCCCUCGAGCCAGGCUACCGCCCCGCCAUUACGUUUGUGGUCGUGCAAAAGCGGCACCACACGCGCAUCUUUCCGACGGCCGCCAUGGACGCCGACCGCAGCGGCAACUGCAAGGCGGGCACAGUUGUGGACACUGGCAUCUGCCACCCCACCGAGCACGACUUCUACCUCAUGAGCCAUUCGGGGCUCCAAGGCUGUAGCCGCCCCGCGCACUACCACGUGCUCAUGGACGAAAUUGGCUUUGCCCCUAACGAACUGCAAACCCUCACGUACCACUUGUGCUACACAUUUGCCCGAUGCACGCGGGCCGUGUCGGUGGUGCCGGCGUGCUACUACUCGCACUUGGUCGCCGAACGAGCGCGCUUGUUCCUCAUUGACGGCAGCAGCGACGGCGGGUCCACGGUCGACGGCAACUUUGUCGAAUCGACGGGGCGGAUUCUGGACGUGCACGGCGCGUUGGCUCGCGUCAUGUAUUACCUGUGACGUGGUGGUGCACUGAUGGCCGCCGUUGUUUGUCAUGGAUGGUGGACAGAACGUGGGCAUGUCACGAACUAGUUUCAAUUUAUAUCUCAAUCGGCAUGCAGUGGGAACACUCGUUCGUUGGCUGGUUGAACAUGCAUGGCGAAGUAUAUAGUGUAUUUAGCGGUUACAUUUCCGGUUACACUUAUAACGACGUAACUGGUUGCGGUUCGAAGGACCAACAUUCAUC